GCGUAAGGUAGUCGAGCCGCAUCGUCGCGUCCGAAUCACGGUCCGCGAGUGACCAGCAAACGAAAUGGCAAGAGUGCGGUGUGCCGUGUGUGCCACGAUGCUAUAUAAACAAUACUUGCCGCGAACCGUGAUCAGUCGAGUUGCGGCGGCCGUACCUGUCGUGACACAAUAUAAUGCAUCGCACCAUAACAAACUGAACGAGAACCGGUUGCCCUUUUUCCGCGUCUAUCGCCGCAACGCGUUCUCAUUUGACUUAACCUUGUUUGUUCCGCGCCUCUGUGUCCGUUCGAAUAUUUUCCACGACCCGCACGCGAGAUUAAGGCAUUCCUGUGCAAAGAAGUGACCGACGACCAAGCCAUGUCGCACGACAAUUUCGGAUUUACCUCGAGCACGGAUGGUCUGGACGCCAAAAAGUGGACCUCACAGAAUAAUCAAAAUGGUUAUGACCAGGGACAUAAUAAGAGCAACGUCUACGUUUUGGAGUUGGAAGACAAGAAGAAGAGUGUGCAAGAGUAUGAGGAAGAUUAUAAUCCGUACGAGCACAGGGUAGUUCAGCAUCCAACAACGAGCUGGGAGACUCUGCUGCACUUGCUAAAGGGAAGCUUGGGAACCGGAAUCCUCGCGAUGCCGAAGGCCUUUCACCAUUCAGGCUACGCAGUGGGUCUAGUGGCAACAAUCAUCAUUGGUCUACUUUGUACUUACUGUAUACGAAUCCUCGUCACCUCGCAGUAUGAGCUCUGUAAGAGGAAGAAGGUGCCAUCGCUGACAUAUCCCGCGACAGCAGAAGCUGCGUUGUCCGUGGGUCCAACGUUGUUCAGGCCACUAUCGAAAUCGUCAGUACAUGUCAUAAAUUUGUUCCUGAUGAUCUAUCAGCUGGGCAGCUGCUGCGUCUACACGGUGUUCAUCGGCACGAAUUUGAAAGCGGCUUUAGCUGAUUACUUCCCGGAUAUCGACCUGAGACUGUAUAUGCUGAUGAUCCUGCUUCCCUUGGUCCUCGUUAACUGGAUCAGGAACCUGAAGUUCUUGGCUCCCUGUUCGACCAUCGCGAACGGCAUCACGCUCGUCAGUUUCAGUAUAAUAUUGUACUACAUCUUCAGGGAACCCCUGUCUUUUGAGAACCGCGAGCCAAUUGGCAAAGUCGAAGACUUCCCACUUUACUUUGGUACCGUGCUCUUUGCUCUGGAAGCUAUCGGUGUGAUCAUGCCCUUGGAGAACGAGAUGAAGAAACCCAAGACCUUUAUCAAAACCUUCGGAGUGUUGAAUAUCGGCAUGGGAUUCAUAGUGACGCUCUACGCAGCUCUGGGAUUCUUCGGGUACAUCCGGUACGGCGCCACAGUUGGAGGCAGCAUUACGAUCAGUCUAACCGAGCCUAUACUCUUGGCCAAGGCUGUACAAAUCCUCCUGGCUAUCGCCAUCUUCUUCACGCACCCCAUUCAGUGUUACGUUGCCAUUGAUAUAGUCUGGAACGAGUAUAUUGCUCCCAGGUUGGAGAAGAACUCGCAUAAACUCUUUUGGGAGUACGUCGUGAGAACUCUGCUUGUUCUCCUUACAUUCCUACUGGCCAUAGCCAUACCCCAACUUGACUUAUUCAUCUCUCUAUUCGGUGCUUUGUGCCUCUCCGGUCUUGGACUGGCCUUCCCCGCCAUUAUCCAGACCUGCACCCUCUGGAACGUUUACGGUAGGACUGGGAAACUGGUGAUGGUAGCCAAGAACAUGUCCUUGGUGCUGUUCGGUCUCCUGGGUUUCGUGGUAGGAACGUACACGAGUCUCCGCGACAUCAUCCACAGCUUCUCUUGAAGCACAGUCUGUGAUGAAGGACCAUGAACGAAUGGCAGCAGGGAGGAGGAGGGAGGAGGAGGGUACCGCGUUGUUCGGCCGCAAUGGACGAACGUGGGAACGCAAGGUUUCGACGACUAAAAGAAUACCGAACGGUCGAGCCUGGACGAGGAUGACCCCCCCUUCUUGGAGAUGUAUUUUAUAAAUACGUUGAUGGGAUGUGAGAAUGAAUGAUCUCAUCUAGGAGUGGAAGGGACGAAAAAGAUGACCCGCCCAGCGGUGUCAUGAUUGGUGGACUCUAUCAGCACGUUCUUUUUAUAGGAUGUAGUUCGCCUAUUGACCAGAAACUGUUUUUAUUUGUUCGUUACCGCUGUAUUUUAUUUUUCGAAUCGCGGACGAUAGAACUAAUGAUUGAGAGACGCCCGCGCGAGAUUCUUGAGAUUAGUCGGUGGAAUAACAUAGAUUGAAAGCACCGAAGACAUUAUUGUAGUUUGAUCGAGUGGCGAGUGCUUUCUGAACGCGUUUCAAUUUUAUUUAUGAUAAUUUCUAACAUUAUAACAUCCAUUUUGUCCCUCGCACGAGGCUUUCGUUUGCCUAUGGCAAUCCGUUACGUACAUAUAUUAUGGAAUGAUUUCUUACCGUGAACAAAGGAUGAAUAUUUGCAGACUAUUUCGACUUAACAUGAUAACUAGUACCAAUCACCAUUAUGUUCAUUUUAAUAAAACGAUCUGUUCAGUGUUUUAUAUAAA
Molecule: messenger RNA, 2525 nt
Organism: Megalopta genalis
Lineage: Eukaryota; Metazoa; Arthropoda; Insecta; Hymenoptera; Halictidae
Product: proton-coupled amino acid transporter-like protein acs
Biological process (GO): amino acid transmembrane transport
Cellular component (GO): vacuolar membrane
Molecular function (GO): L-amino acid transmembrane transporter activity
Source: RefSeq, a predicted model, not a curated record